UUACUAUGGCGACCGCUCUGACGUCAUUUCUGCGCGACGGAAGCACGCCCGCCUGAGGCAGAAGAUGGCGGCGGCGAAGCGCAGCGUCCUGUCCUCUUUGGCGGUUUAUGCCGAGGAUUCAGACCCGGAAUCGGAUAGCGAGACCGGGACGGCGGGAAGCGAUGGGGGAACGGCUACGGGAGAGAAAGGAGGGCUCGUCUCGGUUGGGUACGGAGAAGAUGAUUUCAGCCGCCUGGAUGGGGAUGAGGAGGGCUAUGAAGAGGAGGACGACGAGAACAGCAGGCAGUCAGAAUUCUCAGAACUGGAGAAAAGAGAUCCUCAGGAGCUAGUUGCUUCUUUUUCAGAGAGAGUGCGAAACAUGUCUCCAGAUGAGAUCAGAAUCCCUCCUGAGCCUCCUGGCAGAUGUUCUAACCACUUGCAGGAUAAGAUUCAAAAGCUGUAUGAGAGGAAAAUAAAAGAGGGCAUGGAUAUGAACUACAUCAUUCAAAGGAAAAAGGAAUUCCGCAACCCCAGCAUCUAUGAAAAGCUGAUCCAGUUCUGUUCAAUUGAUGAACUUGGUACAAAUUAUCCAAAGGACAUGUUUGAUCCUCAUGGCUGGUCAGAGGAUUCAUAUUAUGAGGCACUAGCAAAAGCUCAGAAGAUUGAAAUGGACAAACUGGAGAAGGCCAAGAAGGAGCGCACAAAGAUUGAAUUUGUGACUGGCACUAAGAAGGGCACAACAACAAGUGCUGCCUCUACAACAACCACGACAGCCAGUACUACAGUUGGAGAUGCACAGAAGAGGAAGAGCAAAUGGGACUCGGCCAUCCCUGUAACAACAAUAGCUCAGCCCACCAUCCUCACCACUACUGCCACACUGCCAGGAGUUGUCACAGUGACAACCAGUGCAAGUGGAUCCAAAACUACAGUCAUAUCAGCUGUCGGCACCAUUGUGAAGAAGGCAAAGCAGUGACCAGCACGCUGGGCUUGGAUUUUUGGACUGAAUUGUCAUCAAAACCACUGUUGUUGAAAGGGAGGGGUGGCUUUCACCUUUGGUAAAUGAUGACAGGAUUCUUUGAAACAGACCACAGCUCUCAUUUGGAGGAAUGGGGGCAGGAGCAGGCAUGCCAGCUGUGUGCGCACACCAACGGACCUCUGCCGACAAUGCCUCUCUUCUUGCUUCAGGAGGAACCAAUCUCUGUAUUGUGCUGGAGGAAGAUGAGAUACACAUUUUAUUUGUUGUAUUACUGCAUUAGGUUCUUGUCCUCCUUGCAAGUCUGGUUUAAUGGUUUUUUUUU
Molecule: messenger RNA, 1277 nt
Organism: Lagopus muta (rock ptarmigan)
Lineage: Eukaryota; Metazoa; Chordata; Aves; Galliformes; Phasianidae
Gene: SAP30BP
Product: SAP30 binding protein
Exons: 10
Coding region: 65-952 (295 amino acids)
Biological process (GO): regulation of DNA-templated transcription
Cellular component (GO): nucleus
Source: RefSeq, a predicted model, not a curated record